Messenger RNA from Rosa rugosa (rugosa rose), 594 nucleotides. RefSeq names its product RING-H2 finger protein ATL74-like. NCBI's taxonomy places the organism in Eukaryota, Viridiplantae, Streptophyta, Magnoliopsida, Rosales, Rosaceae. Bases 1 to 594 code for a protein of 197 amino acids. The transcript has 2 exons. The record is from RefSeq and is a predicted model, not a curated record.
AUGGAGAUUGUUAUCUCUGUGAUUCUACUGUUUGUGGGGAUUGCUGUUUUGGUGGUCAUUCAUAUUUGUAUAGUUGGGAGAACAUUCAAUGGAGGCAGUAACAUUCAAGGUGUUGGUAUGGUGGUUCAAAGAAGAAGCCUUGGGAUGAAAAGGAUGUCCAUUGAGGAGUUGAAUAUGCUUCCUUGCUUUGACUACAUGGCAGGAGAGAAAGGGAGUACUGCUAGCCCUGUGGAAUGUGCAGUUUGUUUGGAAAAUAUCAAGGAGGGCGAAAAGUGCAGGUUGUUGCCAAAUUGCGGGCACAGCUUCCAUGCUCAAUGCAUAGACUCGUGGUUGUUGAAGACGCCGGUUUGUCCAGUAUGCCGGAGUUGUGUCAAUCGUCCAAAGAUUGAUGUGAGUGUCGGUGAGGAAGCUAGUGUUGCAGUGAUCUUGAUAUUAGCUUUUCACCACCUGAAUUCAGACAACAUUCGAGGCAAAGGCUUUCUCGCUUUGCCUCUUUUCUAUGUUUUGCCGAAAAGAACUCGAUGCUGGUUCUUUGCCAAUAGGCAUGUUGUGUUUGUGGUUGAGGUGGUUCAUUAUGUUUGUGUUGUUGACUAA